AUGAAGUCCCGUCGACCCAGCUGCAGUGACUCUGGAUCUGAGUCCUCAGAGCUGGACUCCAAGAGUCCAGAGAAAUAUGAGACUGCCACACGGCGAAGGAUGGCUGCAAAUGCCAGAGAGAGGAAGAGGAUGCAGGGUUUGAACACAGCCUUCGAUCGCUUACGCAAAGUUGUUCCCCAAUGGGGCCAGGACAAAAAACUGUCCAAGUAUGAAACCCUGCAGAUGGCCCUCAGCUACAUCAUGGCCCUCAACCGGAUCCUGACAGACCCCAGGAGGCACAACGCUCCUCACAGGCAGUGGCUGGACCUGCAGUUUGACUGUGUGCAGCCUGAUAACUACCCCAGCCUCAUGAGGUACGACUCUCCUACUGAACAGGAGUACAUCCACUCGUCGUUCUCAUACCAGUUCGAUGGCCAUCAGGUCCAUGCAUGA
Scomber japonicus (chub mackerel) is the source of this 432-nucleotide messenger RNA. It is a transcript of the gene atoh7, whose product is annotated as atonal bHLH transcription factor 7. The record is from RefSeq and is a predicted model, not a curated record. The transcript has a single exon. The coding region runs from base 1 to 432 and encodes 143 amino acids. Lineage: Eukaryota; Metazoa; Chordata; Actinopteri; Scombriformes; Scombridae. Gene Ontology annotation, molecular function: protein dimerization activity.